AUGGCUUUAUUGCCAGACGAGUUCUUCUAUUGUGACAGGUCACAGCUCGGCAUGAUGAUGAGUCGUCUUCCCAAUUCUGAGACAAUUCUCAUACGUGGGGAACGAGCCAAAGCCAAGACGGCAGACUUGCGAACUCUUCAAAAGAUACCAUCGCCAUUCAGCUACUCUUCUGGGGGACUUGUCAUUUGACUGGGAACCGUCGUUGACCCAAUGUCAUACACUACAUCGUGAGAGAAUGGCUCACGCUACCAGGCAGAGAGUGUGACAGCUGCCGCCGGACUAUGGACUAUCAGACAUCAACUUUGGUCUGCACUAGAUGCAGGCCGUGGCAUCACAUGCCACCGGAGUCCAAGACUUUGUCUUUUCAGGUGCUCGAGGGGAAUAUUGCCAGCCGUCGCGAUACCGGGGGCUUGACACGAUGAACUUGGGAGAUCAAACCAUCAACCGCAGAGGACGGAUCAUCUUUUGGGUCUUCUCAGGUUUGAUGAUCCCGAUGUGUUGCCAGAGAUGUGUACCAGCGCACUCCAACUUUGUGAACGGGACUCACAAGACCACGGACCGCACGUGACAGCUCCGAUCCUCACCUCAUGCACUCUGCCCGUUCCCCUCACCUAUGCGUGUGUUGCCGCGUGUACCUUGCCGCAUCCUCAUCACCAGAGCCAUGCUCUUCACCGUCGCAUCUUGCAGACAGACCCUACCGCCCUUGAGCGAUCGUGUUCUUCAUCUCCAGACCGGCAUGGCCGUGCCUGGUGAAGUCUUUGACCUUGUUGCGCUCGUUGACCUCGUUGACUUUUCAACCACCAAACAAAUUCUACAAAGCAUGCAGCUCCUGCAACUGUUGCAACUGGCGCAGCUCAACAAACGUGUCAUCAUUUGACAUUACAAACUGAACCAAACCAAACCAAACCAAACCUGAACGUCGUCAUUCAUUGACAAAACCAAACCAAACGUACCAUUAUCUUCAACCCGCUUCAACAGCAACACUAUCUUGCAAGAGAUCCAACUUACCUACUUAGGUAGUCUACGUCUAACACACACCUCCCUCCCCUUAGCUUCCAACCCCCAGACAUCGCCUUCCCCUUCCCUUUCCCUCCCUUUUUAUAUAUAUUUUUAUAGCUCACUUCACCUCACAGCACUGUACAAGUCCAUGAUGGGAAAGUGUUGCACGAUCUCUGUGGUGAAACUCUCUUCCCUUUCCUGAUAACACCUCCCUUCUACUGUGUCUUCACUGUUAACCUUUCCACAUCUCAGCAACGACGGCUUCUUAUGACGGGGAGGGCUGGGUGAUUCCACGUGAUGAUAGCCAUCUUCAUGAUGAAGUGGUCUUCUGUUGCUAUUGGGUCGUGAGCAUUGGACUGGGUACUUGGGCGGGUUUGGUAUCGAUGGGUUGGAGAGUUGAGGGGUGGUGUGGUGGCGGUGUAGUGGGAUCUGGGGGAUAUGCUCUUUAAAACAAAAAGAAGACUCUGGGGGAUCUAAAAUCAUCAGAUCAAAAUUCCUUUGCUUUUCGAAUGUGGCUCACCUGUUACCCAUCCGUUGGGUGGGCUGUGAGAAAAGGGAAGACAUUACCUUUUUCAUGAUGGGUUUGAUUUUGCUGGGCUGUCGGGGAGAAG
Molecule: messenger RNA, 1610 nt
Organism: Podospora pseudocomata
Lineage: Eukaryota; Fungi; Ascomycota; Sordariomycetes; Sordariales; Podosporaceae
Exons: 2
Coding region: 1-189 (62 amino acids)
Source: RefSeq, a predicted model, not a curated record